AUGGGAGCGGCAGCUGCGGCCGCCGUCCUGGGCCUCCUGCUCCUGGGCGCCGCGGGGGGCGCGGCCGCGGACGAGGCCCGGGAGGCGGCGGCCGUGCGGGCGCUGCUGGUCCGGCUGCUGGGGCCGGGGCCGGCGGCCGCCUUCUCGGUGUCGGUGAAGCGCGCCCUGGCGGCCGAGUCCGGCCUCGACACCUACCGCCUGAGCGGCGGAGGCGCCGGGACGCGGGUGCUGGUGCUCGGCUCCACCGGCGUCGCCGCCGCGGCGGGGCUGCACCGCUACCUGCGCGACUUCUGCGGCUGCCACGUGGCCUGGUCCGGCUCUCAGCUGCGCCUGCCGGAGCCGCUGCCCGCUGUGCCGCAGGUGCUGACCGAGGCCACGCCCAACAGAUACCGCUAUUACCAGAAUGUGUGCACGCACAGCUACUCCUUCGUGUGGUGGGACUGGGCCCGUUGGGAGCGGGAGCUAGACUGGAUGGCACUGAAUGGCAUCAACCUGGCACUGGCCUGGAGCGGCCAAGAGGCCAUCUGGCAGCGGGUAUACCUGGCCUUGGGCCUGACCCAGUCAGAGAUCGAUGAGUACUUCACUGGGCCUGCCUUCCUGGCCUGGGGGCGCAUGGGCAACCUGCAUACCUGGGGUGGCCCCCUGCCCCACUCCUGGCACCUCAAACAGCUUUACUUACAGCAUCGGAUCCUGGACCGGAUGCGCUCCUUUGGCAUGAUCCCAGUGUUGCCUGCCUUCUCAGGGCAUGUCCCCAAGGCUCUCACCAGGGUGUUCCCUCAGAUCAACAUCACCCAGCUGGGCAGCUGGGGACACUUCAACUGCUCCUACUCCUGCUCCUUCCUCCUGGCUCCAGAAGACCCCCUAUUCCCUAUCAUUGGGAGCCUCUUCCUGCGGGAACUGAUCCAAGAGUUUGGCACUAAUCACAUCUAUGGGGCCGAUACUUUCAACGAGAUGCAGCCCCCCUCCUCAGAGCCCUCCUACCUUGCCUCAGCCACAGCCUCUGUCUACCAGGCCAUGAUCACAGUGGACUCUGACGCCGUGUGGCUGCUCCAAGGCUGGCUCUUCCAGCACCAGCCGCAGUUCUGGGGGCCUGCCCAGGUGAAAGCUGUGCUGGAGGCUGUGCCUCGUGGCCGCCUCUUGGUCCUGGACCUGUUUGCUGAGAGCCAGCCUGUGUACAUCCAGACGGCCUCCUUCCAAGGCCAGCCCUUUAUCUGGUGCAUGCUGCAUAACUUUGGAGGCAACCACGGUCUGUUUGGGGCACUGGAGGCUGUGAACCGGGGUCCUGCGGCUGCCCGCCUCUUCCCCAAUUCCACUAUGCUAGGCACAGGCAUGGCUCCUGAGGGCAUUGGCCAGAACGAAGUGGUCUAUGCCCUCAUGGCUGAGCUGGGCUGGCGGAAGGACCCAGUGGCUGAUUUGGAGGCCUGGGUGAGCAGCUUUGCAGCCCGUCGGUAUGGAGUCGCCCACAGGGAUACAGAGGCCGCGUGGAGGCUGCUUCUCAGGAGUGUCUACAACUGCUCUGGGGAGGCGUGCAGUGGGCACAAUCGCAGCCCUCUGGUCAGGAGGCCAUCCCUACAGAUGGUUACCACUGUCUGGUACAACCGAUCAGAUGUGUUUGAGGCCUGGCGGCUGCUGCUAACAGCUGCCCCAACCCUGGCCUCUAGCCCCACCUUCCGCUACGACCUGCUGGACGUCACUCGCCAAGCGGCCCAGGAGCUGGUCAGCUUGUACUAUGUGGAGGCGAGGAGCGCCUACCUGAGGAAGGAGCUGGUUCCCCUGCUGAGGGCGGCAGGCGUCCUGGUCUACGAGCUUCUGCCGGCGCUGGACAAGGUGCUGGCUAGUGACAGCCGCUUCCUGCUGGGCAGGUGGCUGGAGCAGGCCCGGGCGGCCGCAGUCAGCGAGGCCGAGGCCCAUCUCUAUGAGCAGAACAGCCGCUACCAGCUGACCCUGUGGGGACCCGAGGGCAACAUCCUGGACUAUGCUAACAAGCAGCUGGCCGGGCUGGUGGCUGACUACUACACCCCCCGCUGGCGGCUCUUCAUGGAGAUGCUGGUUGAGAGCCUGGUCCAAGGCAUUCCCUUCCAACAGCACCAGUUUGACAAGAAUGCCUUCCAGCUGGAGCAGACCUUUAUCUUCGGCACCCAGAGGUAUCCUAGCCAGCCUGACGGUGACACUGUGGACCUGGCCAAGAAGCUCUUCAUCAAAUAUUACCCCCGAUUGGUGGCUGGCUCCUUGUGGGCAGAUUAACCACCCCCUGGGUGAUGUUCUCCCCAAAUUCCAGGCCCGGGCAGGUUUCCAGGGCCCGGAGCUAAACCAGCAUCACAGGAGGUUCCCAGGUUUGGGCAAAGGAACUCAAGACCUGCCGGAGGAGCAGGCAUGGGAAAUUUGGGAGGGAGGUGAGUUGCACUCUUCUCCACCACCCCAAAUUUGGGAUCAAAGUACUAUUUUAAUACAACUUAAUAAACCGGUGAAUCACCCCGG
Messenger RNA from Canis lupus familiaris (dog), 2478 nucleotides. It is a transcript of the gene NAGLU, whose product is annotated as N-acetyl-alpha-glucosaminidase. The record is from RefSeq and is a predicted model, not a curated record. The transcript is spliced from 6 exons. Lineage: Eukaryota; Metazoa; Chordata; Mammalia; Carnivora; Canidae. The coding region runs from base 1 to 2244 and encodes 747 amino acids.